ACACACACACUUCAUGUGUGACUCACCCCCACCCCCACCCCCCCAGGAGUGGCUGGGGACUUCCCCCUGCUGAGGGAGCCACAUGAUAAAUACUUCCUCUCCGAGCGGCUCCGAGCAGACACCCCAGCCUGGCAGGAUGGACCCAGCCCCGGCCCACAGGCGCCCAGGUGUGAUGGGUGCUGUUCCCUGGCUCCCUCUAGUCUUCCUCUGCGGCCACUUCCAGAGCUCAGAUGCAGCUUCCAGUCUCUGCCCAGAAAUCAUCACCCCCCUGAAGCCUGUGAAAAGUCCCGCCUUGGGGAAACACUUCAGUCUCAGCUGCCAGGCUAAGAGUCCCUUCCCGGGGAUGACCCUCAUCUACUGGCUGGCAAACGGCUCCUUCGUGGAGGACCAGUACCUGGACGUGGCAGUGUGCGAAGGGGACGUUGUAACGGAGGCCAGGUACACCGGGGUCCUCCUGACCCGGGAGCUGCACUUCCGCGCCUUCUCCCGGAGGGACUGGAGCACCUCCUUCAUGUGCGUGGUGAGGAACCCAGCUGGGCUGGAAAAGGCCCUUGUCCGCUGGGACCCUGAGCAGCCAGCCCAGGUCUCAGAGCCGCAGCAGGAGACAAGGCAGGACGUCCAGACCCCGGAGACCACCCCCACCGUGGACUGGGCCAAGAGCACGGACUGAGGGCAGGGACAGCAGCGCCAACCCGAGAGGCAGUGAUACUGUGACUGUGGCUGCCAAGUGCCACUUCGCUGGCAAGGCCAUGCCAGCCUCCCUCCACGGCCACCACAGCUGAGCUGCCCUCCCCGGUCCGCUUGCAGCCCAGCAGGGCCACAGCUUGGCUGCCCUGGAGGGGGAAGGCCAGAUUCAGCCCCCGCCCUCGGCUUCUCUGUUACAUUCCCCACCCCAGACACAAGACUCCAGUGAGGGAGGCUCCCGCAGGACUUGCCCUCUGGCCGAGGGCCCAAGGCAGCAGUAAUGGGGCUGGGAAAGGCCCACGUUUGCCCCCUACCCCCAUCUGCAGUGUCACUCUCUCCCCUAGUGAAGUGAGGUGACCAAAGCUGCCCCCUGCUGCCAACCCAGCCUAUGACUGAAGGGGGCAGUCAGCAAUGCCCUGCCUGUUAUAUGGCCAGGACAGCACCUGCUUGGGGCAGGGGCUGGGAGACCAGCAACCCGGGACCUCUCACUGCCACUCUCCACCCAUUUUGCAUUAUUUCAAUUAAAUAAAAACGUAACGCUCUGCA
Molecule: messenger RNA, 1230 nt
Organism: Dermochelys coriacea (leatherback sea turtle)
Lineage: Eukaryota; Metazoa; Chordata; Testudines; Dermochelyidae
Gene: IL18BP
Product: interleukin 18 binding protein
Exons: 6
Coding region: 83-670 (195 amino acids)
Molecular function (GO): interleukin-18 binding
Source: RefSeq, a predicted model, not a curated record